Messenger RNA from Triticum turgidum subsp. durum (durum wheat), 702 nucleotides. Lineage: Eukaryota; Viridiplantae; Streptophyta; Magnoliopsida; Poales; Poaceae. The record is from the annotation of a GenBank genome assembly.
AUGCGGAACGACGCGCGGCGGGAGAGGAGGCUCCCGGGCUUCUUCGACCGCGAGGUGUACGACAUAAUCGAGGGCCGUGGCAGCGGCGGCGGCGGCAUCCGCGACAGUGGCAGUAAUGCGGCCGCGGUGCUCGCGGAGGUUGGGGAGGAGGAGGGCAAGGAGAAGGUGGUGUUCGACAGUGGCCGCGCGUCCGUGGCCGGGGACGACGGGCUGUUUUCGUCCUCAUCGUCGUCUGAGGAAGAGGACGAGGAAACAUCCACGCCAGCGCCAGCGCCUGCGCCGGUUCUGCCGGCGGCUCCAUAUCCGCCUCCAUCUCUGGCCGUCGCCGUGCCCGUGCCUGUACCCGUUUUGUUUGUGUCGACGGAGAAGAAGACCGAGGCACCUACGCAAGGGAGCUCAGAGCAAGCAGGGACAGCCAAAGGCAAGCAACAAGAAGAAAUUAGAAUUACCGAUGAGCCGCCACCACCGCAGGGUGGGCAGAAGAGGCAGCGCAGCGAUGAUGCCCCAGGAGAAACCGCUGACCUGCAGGGCAAGCUUGUUGAGAUUCUAGACCGGAGCAGCCGGAUGGUGGCGGCACAGCUGGAGGCGCAGAACAUCAACUGCCAACUGGAUAGGGAGCAGAGGAAGGACCAAGUGAGCAGCUUGCUAGGUGUGCUUGGCAAGGUGGCUGAUGCCCUCUACAGAAUUGCUGACAAGCUGUAG